AUGGGAUGCUGUGCCCAGCAUAGAGCAGGUGUGGACAGAAGCGGCUUCCAGACCCAUCCCACUGGGGCUGGGCUCUUCCUCAGGGAUCUGGUGCCCUACAGCCUUGGCAGCAAGAGGAGCCGCUCUUGGCAAGGUGAAGCAGGGAAGGCUGGCACUGGUGCUGGGCCCCUCCACAGCCAGGAAUGCCCCCACCUGCCUGGGGGUGGGUGGGUGGAAGUCUGGGCCAGCGGUUGGGGGGACAGCAGCCCUCCCCCUCCCCCUCCUCGCACCGGCCCGGCUUGCCCGGGGGGGGGGGCGGGAAGGGCUGCGACAUUCCUCGGCGGAGGUAGAGCCCCCCCUCCGCCAGACCAGGGCUGCAGGCCGGGCCCGGGAGCCCAAGAGGCUCCUCCUCGAGGGGGCCCUGGCUGUCGAAGGGGCCCGCCGGGUCCGGGAAGGAGACUGCCUCCGAGCUCCCCACGCCUGCCGGACCUCCUCCGGCCGCUGACCCUCCGGCGGGGCGCCCGAGAGGGCUGCCCAGGAAGCGAAGGGCCGCCGGGGCGCUCGCUGGGCAGCGGGGAAGGCUGCAAGGGCAACCGAGGCCGGCGCUCCCGGGGGGCGGCGGAGGCGGGCUGGCGCAGGGCCCGCCCGGUGCGUCGCUUCUACGGCCUUCGCGCCGGACCCCGCGGCCGCCGCCGGCUCCGCUGCUCGCAAUGUCCCGGGCCGACCGCAGGGGGCGCUGCGACACCGGCAGUGACCGCCGCCGAGAUACGGAGCCUCCUCCGGCCGGGCGACGGCGCCCGUUUCCCACGCCACGCGCGCCAGAGCCGGGUCGACCCACGAGCCGGGUCGCCCCCCCCCCGGCUGCGCGAUGCACGCGCCGGCCGCUCACACGUGCAUUUCAGAUCCAUAACGCGCGUUCGCCUAAAACGCACAACGCGCGGGGAGGCUUUGGGAGUCGGCGCGCGGAAGCAGGCCUCCGUCCCCAGAGCACGCGCAGCGCCGGCGGAACGCUCGGGGCAUGUGCAGAGCGCCUCUCUCGGCUCCUCUGGCCACCCGCCUUCCGGGUCAUUCCGAGCCCCGGAGGCCAGGCAGGCAGGCAGGCGUCGCCGAGCGGCCUUCGAGGGAGCCCAGCCCCGGCCGCCAAGGGCAGCGGCGCCGACUCUGACCGGCAGCGGCUCUCGGGCCCUUCGCGCCACGGGCGACCGCAGCCUCCAGGCCGGCCGCUCCCCGCCUCCGCGCCCCGCCCGCCCCGCAGCCUCCCCGGCCGGCCUCUGGCUCGGCGCCCGGCGCCCCCGGCCUCCAAAGGGAGCCGCCGGUCGGGCGCCGCAGCCGCCGCUAGAGGGAGCCCAGGAGCCGCCCCUGCUGCCGGUCCGGCCCGCCGCCGGCGCCCCCGCAGGGCCGGGCCAGGGGAGACCUGGGUGGCGCGCAGCCGGGCCGGGCCGGGCCGGGCACCUCCGCCUCUCGCCGCGGCUGGGGCCGGUCUGCCUGCCCGCCGCCGGAGCCGCCCGCCCGCCCGCGUGGUUCCUGGCCGGCCGCGGCUCCGCCACCCGCUGCCCACGAGGCGUCCUCGGCGCGCCUCCCUCGCUCGCUCGCUCGCUCCCUCCGUCUCGGGCGAGGCCCCUUCGCGGGGAGGGCCGGGCUGGGCCGGCUGACGGAUCGCCGGGCCGGCCGUGCGCUCUGCGCGCUCCAGCGGGGCUGGGCUGGGCUGGGCUGGGCUGGGCUGAGCGAAGCGAGCGGCUGCCCAGAGAUCCCGCCCCGCCCGCCGCCGCCGCCGCCGCCGCCACGGGCUCGCCGCUUCGUGCUCCGCCCCUCGCCGGGGCUGUGCCGCCAGCCGCCGCCGCGGCCGACCGGGAGAUGCAGCGUCCUUCCCGCCGCCGGAGCAGCCGCCCGCCGCCUCCCGCCUGCCUUCCCCGAGGUAAGCCGGCCGAGCCCCGUCGGGAGCGCAACUUCCCGCCGCCGCUUCGCAAACUUUGCUCCGCGCCGCCGCCGGGAACGCUGCCGCCCGCCGCCGCCGCCCCAAGCCGGGCAGGCUGCCUCGCUCGCCCCCAGCCGCCCGGGCGGGGAGGGGCCGGAGCCCCUGCCGGGCCGGCUUGGCGGGCAGGUCGGGGCGCUCCCGGCGUGCCCGGGUGCCUGCGGGCGUGA
Molecule: messenger RNA, 2121 nt
Organism: Eublepharis macularius
Lineage: Eukaryota; Metazoa; Chordata; Lepidosauria; Squamata; Eublepharidae
Product: basic proline-rich protein-like
Exons: 1
Coding region: 1-2121 (706 amino acids)
Source: RefSeq, a predicted model, not a curated record